AUGUUUAAUAUACAAUACCCGCCUAUUUAUCAGGAAAAGAAUGUUGCGAGGAAAAAUAAUUCUGUUUUGAACGCAGAAUUUGGUUGUGUGAAUUUGGAGUACUCUGUUCAACCAAAAGAUAAGUCGAUGAAAAUCCUGAUCUACAACAUCAAGACGGAAGGAAUUCAUAAAUUCGGAAUGAAAAACUUCGAUAGUAGAGAUGAAAAGGACGAUUUGGUAUUGGAUGUCAACGGUGUGAAGCUUCACUGCCACAGUCAGAUUCUAUCUCAAAACUCGGAGAUCUUCAAAACUAUGAUCAAGGAGAACGAAGGGUCUUCUGAAAUCUGUUUGAAGGAUUCGAUUCCCCUCGAGGAUCUUCAAGAGCUUCUUCAUUACCUCUACUUACCUUGUGAGCCGGUAGAUGAUCAUAACUUCCGACAGUUGCUUCAUUGGGGACAUAAGUUCGAAACGUACAACCGAUGCAAUACGGUUAGAAAUCUUCCUUCUGUCUUGGAGAUACUCCAUGAAACACUUGAAGAGGUUUUAUGCUGUCAGAACUAUUCGCUUUGA
Messenger RNA from Auanema sp. JU1783, 549 nucleotides. The record is from the annotation of a GenBank genome assembly. NCBI's taxonomy places the organism in Eukaryota, Metazoa, Nematoda, Chromadorea, Rhabditida, Rhabditidae.